Amorphotheca resinae ATCC 22711 is the source of this 403-nucleotide messenger RNA. RefSeq lists its product as hypothetical. Gene Ontology annotation, biological process: mitochondrial respiratory chain complex IV assembly. The coding region runs from base 28 to 252 and encodes 74 amino acids. The transcript has 3 exons. Lineage: Eukaryota; Fungi; Ascomycota; Leotiomycetes; Helotiales; Amorphothecaceae. The record is from RefSeq and is a predicted model, not a curated record. Gene Ontology annotation, cellular component: mitochondrial inner membrane.
ACAAAAUAAUCUCUAUUGCGAAACAAGAUGGCAGUCAUACCUAGAUCUUCCUAUUAUGACAAGCAUUACAAACAAUCUGCAGCUCUCAUUCGAGCGAGGAGGCCAUAUCUUGUUAAAAAUGCCUUAACAGGAUUAGGAAUAUUUGGUUUUUGCAUGGGAGUCUACGUUUUCACACUCAAAGCCGUUUCUCAAGACGAGUUCGAAGACGUUAAAGUUCCCGAUGCUCCGGCGCAAUCACCUCAAGGGAAAUGAACAAAGGGAGAAAAAGGGAGCAAGCAAAUAUAGAAGGAAUCGAAGAGGGAAUCUGUACAACAAGGAUAGCGUUGGACCGGAGUUUUUCGACAGAAGCACAGGUGAAUGGGAAUGCAUGGCGUUUGAUCACAAAGACACUCCAAUUCGGUAU